This is a messenger RNA of Capsaspora owczarzaki ATCC 30864, 1113 nucleotides long. RefSeq lists its product as hypothetical. The record is from RefSeq and is a predicted model, not a curated record. NCBI's taxonomy places the organism in Eukaryota, Filasterea, Ministeriida, Capsasporidae. The coding region runs from base 1 to 1113 and encodes 370 amino acids. Gene Ontology annotation, molecular function: RNA binding. Gene Ontology annotation, biological process: regulation of mRNA splicing, via spliceosome; mRNA processing. The transcript is spliced from 7 exons. Gene Ontology annotation, cellular component: spliceosomal complex.
AUGGCUGGAGCAGCAAACUUUUUCAGAGGCACGACCAUCGAUCAGGACAGCCGCUUUGUCAACAAGCAGAACAAGCUGCUCAAGGAGAUCAAGUUCCCGCCAGAGUUCAAGGACAAGGUCGACAUGCAAAAGGUCAAUAUGGAGAUUGUCAAGGCAUGGAUCAUUGGGCGGAUCAACCAAAUCCUGCAGAUUGACGCCGACGACGUUGUGCCAAACUUUGUGAUUGCCGAGCUCGAAAAGGAUAGGUUCCCCGACCCUCGCAAGAUGCAGCUCAAUCUGACUGGCUUCCUGGAAGGCAACACGCCUGAUUUCAUGCUGGAAUUGUGGAAACUGCUCUUGAGCGCUCAGUCCAGUCCCGGCGGUGUUCCGCAGCAGCUCAUCGAGCAAAAGAAGCAAGAGAUUCUUCAGCGCAAGGUCGAGAUGCAACGCCUGCAAGAAGCUAUCAAAGCCAAAGCUCUAGCAACAGCGGCGAAAACCCACACUGGACCUGUCUAUAAGAGCACCUGCUUCUGGGACGUCGGAACCUUCGCGCGAGCGCCAGCCGUCACCGUCUCACCGCCGUCGUUCUGCUUCCCCGCGUCGCCAUCGCUCCCGAUCGCGCUCUCCCAAGCGUCGGUCUCAGCGCUCACGUUCGCGCUCACGCUCCCCCAAGCGUCGUUCUCGUCACUCGCGCUCACGCUCCCGCUCACGUUCCCGUUCCCCGAAGAAGCGCCAGUCUCGUCGUUCACGUUCACGAUCGCGCUCGCGAUCGCCUCGUCGCCGCAGCCACGUUCACGAUCGCGCUCGCGAUCGCCUCGUCGCCGCAGCCACCGAUCGCGCUCUCGUUCACGAUCGCCCUCUCCCCGACGCCACAGUCGUCACUCGGAGUCGCGGCAUUCGUCCAGUCGAUCACACCGUCACCGCUCUUCACGGCACUCGCGCUCGCGCUCUCGUUCUCCAGCGCGUUCACGCUCGCGGUCGCCCGGCCACGAUCGCAAACGCUCUAGCUCCAGCCGGAAGUCCGAGUCCACCGAAACCGCGCCUUCUACAGAGUCUGAACCAGUCGAUGCCACCGCUUCUGCAGCGGCAACCGAAGAAACGCCGGCUGCCGCACCCAUGGAUGCGACCGAGUAG